This is a messenger RNA of Capsella rubella, 2742 nucleotides long. Its product is annotated as probable receptor-like protein kinase At2g39360. Gene Ontology annotation, molecular function: transmembrane receptor protein tyrosine kinase activity; ATP binding. The transcript has 2 exons. The record is from RefSeq and is a predicted model, not a curated record. NCBI's taxonomy places the organism in Eukaryota, Viridiplantae, Streptophyta, Magnoliopsida, Brassicales, Brassicaceae. The coding region runs from base 115 to 2580 and encodes 821 amino acids. Gene Ontology annotation, cellular component: plasma membrane; plasmodesma. Gene Ontology annotation, biological process: protein autophosphorylation.
CAAAACCAAAACCCCUGGAAACAUUUUCAAUAAAUGCAAGACUUUUAAUUUUCUCGAUAAUUCGCUUUUGGUCAAUUGAUUCUCACUGGUGAAUUCAUCUGUUCUUCUUUGGAUAUGAUAAACCUCAAGCUCUUCUUAGGGCUAAAGUUUUGUUUUUUAUUAACCCUUCUCUGUUCUUCACACAUCUCCUCUGCUUCUUCUGAUGCUUUCUUCAUCAACUGUGGAUCUCUGGAUAAUGUAAACGUCAACAAUCGGACCUUUGAAUCCGACAGCAAUCUUGGUCCGGGAAUCUUUGACUCUUCUCUAGGAAUCUCGGUCAGAACCACAGAUUCUAAUUCAGGGGAUGAAUCGGCUCUGUUUCAGACCGCGAGAGUAUUCUCCAAUGGAUCAAGUUAUCGGUUCCCGAUCGAACAACACGGUUGGUUCUUGAUUCGUCUUUACUUCUUACCCUUUGUCUCCUCUUCCCAAGAUCUAACCACUGCUAGAUUCUCUGUUUCGUCUCAAAACUUCACUCUGAUCAAAGAUUACAAACCCUCAACGACUUCUGUUGUUAAAGAAUACAGUUUAAACAUCUCUUCAGACAAUCUAGUCAUUGAGUUUCGUCCUCAAAUAGGUUCUGUAGCUUUCAUCAAUGCUUUGGAAGUUUUCAGACUUCCAGAGGAUUUGCUUCCUGAAGAAGCAAAACUCGUUGGUUCACAGAGCAAGAAGAGUCUCAAGCUCAGGAGUCAUGCCAUGGAGACUGUUUCUCGUGUAAACAUGGGGAAUUUGACUGUGACUCGUGAUCAGGAUAAGCUAUGGAGGCAAUGGGACUCGGAUUCUGCCUAUAAAGCUCACUACGGUACGCCUGUGAUGAACCUGAAAGCAGUUAACUUCAGUGCAGGUGGAAUAACAGAUGACAUUGCACCAGUUUACGUCUAUGGAACUGCCACGAGGUUAAACUCUGAUCUUGAUCCAAAUACCAACGCCAAUCUUACUUGGACAUUCAAGAUCGAGCCUGGUUUCGAUUACUUUGUCCGGUUUCACUUCUGUAACAUAAUAGUGGAUCCUUUUGGAUUUAAGCGUCAGAUACGCUUUGACAUUUUUGUGAAUUCAGACAAAGUCGGGUCCGUUGAUAUGACAGAGGUUGCAAAUGGCACUUUUGGAGCUCCUUAUUUCGUUGAUGCAGUGAUGCGCAAAGCCAGAAGUCGUGAAGGAGCCUUGAAUCUAUCUAUUGGUGGAGUUAUGGAUGUUUCUUCCUACCCGGUUUAUUUUAUUAACGGAUUUGAGAUAUUGAAGCUGAGCAACGAUAAGGGGAGUCUUGAUGCUUUUGAUGCUGUUGUCCAUGAUCGUUCUAUGCGUAACAAGAGUUCGAAUCCAAGAAUCGGAUUGAUAGCUGGACUAUCUGCAGUUCUGUGUGUUGCUUUAUUGUUUGGUGUGGCUAUAUCUUGGUGGUGCAUCAGGAAAAGAAGAAGAAAUAGACAAAUGCAGACUGUUCAUUCUAGAGGGGAUGAGCAGAUUAACAAGAAUGAAACAGGUGAGAGCUUAAUCUUUUCAAGCUCAAAGAUCGGUUAUCGAUACCCGUUGGCUCUAAUCAAGGAAGCAACGAGUGAUUUUGAUGAAAGCUUAGUGAUUGGGGUUGGUGGGUUUGGUAAAGUUUACAAAGGAGUCUUGCAGGACAAGACUGAGAUAGCUGUGAAAAGAGGAGCUCCUCAGUCUCGACAAGGUUUAGCGGAAUUCAAGACAGAGAUUGAAAUGCUUACUCAGUUCAGACACAGGCAUUUGGUUUCUUUAAUCGGGUAUUGCGACGAAAACAGUGAAAUGAUCAUUGUCUAUGAGUAUAUGGAGAAAGGAACGCUUAAAGAACAUCUGUAUGACUCAGAUAACCCGAGACUGAGCUGGAGACAGAGGCUUGAGAUAUGUGUUGGUGCAGCUAGAGGACUUCAUUAUCUCCAUACAGGUUCGACAAGAGCAAUCAUACACCGCGAUGUGAAAUCCGCUAACAUUCUCUUGGAUGAGAAUUUCAUGGCCAAAGUUGCAGACUUUGGAUUAUCUAAGACAGGUCCUGAUCUUGAUCAUCAGACAUAUGUGAGUACCGCGGUUAAAGGAAGCUUUGGAUAUCUAGAUCCAGAGUACUUAACCAGACAACAACUGACUGAGAAAUCAGAUGUUUACUCUUUUGGUGUGGUGAUGCUUGAAGUACUAUGCGGGAGACCAGUCAUCGAUCCAUCACUUCCAAGAGAGAAAGUGAAUUUGAUCGAAUGGGCGAUGAAGUUGGUGAAGAAAGGGAAGUUGGAAGAGAUCGUAGACCCGUUUCUUGAUGGGAAAGUGAAGGCUGAAGAGGUGAAGAAGUACAGUGAGAUAACAGAGAAGUGUUUGGCACAAAGCGGCAUUGAGAGGCCAACAAUGGGAGAUUUGUUGUGGAACCUAGAGUUCAUGCUUCAGGCCCAAGCAAAAGAUGAGAAAGCGGCAAUGGUGGAUGAUAGGCCAGAGGCAAGCGUUGUGGGUUCAACUGUGCAGUUCAGUGUGAAUGGAGUGGGAGAUAUUGCAGGGGUCUCAAUGAGCAAAGUUUUUGCACAAAUGGUUAGAGAAGAAACACGGUAAAAAGAUUUGAUCAAAAGAAGAAGAGUAUCUUCAUCACUAUAGUGUUAUUUGUACAGGAGGAAUUAAGGAGGGAACACAAUACUGUUUUAUACAUUGUAGAAAAUUUAAAGUGUUGUUUUUUAAUCGAGAUAUACUGAGCUUCUUUGCUAUACUUUUCUAUAA